UGACUUUUGAGUGUGCAAGAAACCAAAGGGGUGAGAGAGCUAUCAAGUAUCAAUCAACCCACAUGGCGAUGAGUAGAUUUAGAGCACUGAUUUCUUCGUCCAACUUCAAGUCUCCCUUAAUAUCUCCUCCCUUUCAAUCUUCUCCAAUCCGCAGAUUCUCUUCAUCCCAGUUUGAGAGUGUUGGAUUCAUAGGGCUGGGAAAUAUGGGAUUCAGAAUGGCGCAAAAUCUAAUGAAGGCUGGAUACAAACUGACUGUUCAUGACAUAAACUGUAAUGUCAUGAAGACAUUCUCUGAAAUGGGCGCCCUUACAAAAGAAACACCUUCUGAAGUUGCAGAAGCAAGUGAUGUUGUAAUUACAAUGUUGCCUUCGUCAUCUCAUGUAUUGGAUGUUUACAAUGGACCAAAUGGCUUGCUUAAAGGAGGGAAUUUCCUAAGACCACGAUUAUUGAUAGACUCGUCAACUAUUGAUCCCCAAACAUCAAGAAAGAUAUCUGCUGCAGUAUCUAAUUGUAUUCUAAAAGAUAAGAAAGAUUUAUGGGAGAACCCUGUCAUGUUGGAUGCUCCUGUCUCUGGAGGUGUUCUUGCUGCAGAAGGGGGUACACUUACUUUCAUGGUUGGUGGCUCUGAGGACGCCUAUCUAGCUGCAAAAACUUUCUUCCUCUCAAUGGGCAAAAACACAAUAUAUUGUGGUGGAGCAGGAAAUGGCUCCGCAGCAAAGCUUUGCAACAAUUUGGCAAUGGCCGUGAGCAUGCUUGGGGUGUCAGAAGCCCUUGCUCUUGGUCAGUCACUGGGAAUAACUGCCAGUACAUUGACAAAGAUAUUUAAUUCUUCAAGUGCUCGCUGUUGGAGUAGUGAUAGUUAUAAUCCAGUUCCAGGAGUGAUGGAAGGGGUGCCCUCUUCAAGGAAUUAUGGUGGUGGAUUUGCAUCUAAGCUCAUGGCCAAGGACUUAAACCUUGCUUCUGCAUCAGCAAAAGAUAUUGGUCGUGAAUGUCCAUUAACAUCCAAAGCUCAAGAGAUAUACACGAAAAUUUGUGAAGAGGGUCAUGAAUUUGAGGACUUCUCGUGUGUUUUUCGCCAUUAUUAUUCUGGCAAGGAUGAGGUUUAACUUCAUCAUUCAAGGAUCUUUGUUUUAGAAUAAAAAGUUGGAAGAAUCUGAGCUUCAUUUUGAAAAUAAUUAUUCUCUUUUAUAUCAAAUUGGGUUUUCAAUAA
Pistacia vera is the source of this 1210-nucleotide messenger RNA. RefSeq names its product probable 3-hydroxyisobutyrate dehydrogenase, mitochondrial. Gene Ontology annotation, molecular function: NADP binding; 3-hydroxyisobutyrate dehydrogenase activity; NAD binding. The coding region runs from base 63 to 1106 and encodes 347 amino acids. The record is from RefSeq and is a predicted model, not a curated record. NCBI's taxonomy places the organism in Eukaryota, Viridiplantae, Streptophyta, Magnoliopsida, Sapindales, Anacardiaceae. Gene Ontology annotation, biological process: L-valine catabolic process. The transcript has 10 exons.